UUAGGUUAGGCCAUACGUAUAAAUUGGUAUAAUUAUACAUCAAAUUAAAAAAAAGCGUAUUUGUUUUAUUUAUUUUCAUAGUAAUUUGUAACGGCUGUUUAAAACGUAAAUUUAUUGUAAUUAACUAGAUCGUCAUUGUUAUUAAAUUUUGACAUUGAUUUUGGUUUAUUGUGUGAUACUAAAUUUUGUCUUUUGAUAAUAAGUAUCACUAAAAAUAUAAAAUUUGGUGAUUGCAUAACAUGCCCCGCUAAUUUUUGGACCUUCGUCUAAAUAUGAAUUGUUCAAAUAUAAGUAUAGUUAUUAAUACAUGUUUAAAAGUAGAUCGCAGCUUAAAACAGAAGUUGUCCUGCAUUUGGUACAAUGAUCGGCCACGUUAUUUCCAUUCUUCGCGCACAGUAUGUCAAACCCAAAAAGAUGAUGUUGAAGUCCUCUUGUCACCACAAGAAGUGACAGUUAUUCUUCGUAAGAAUGAAUUUAAUAAAGAUUUUCCACACGGGUCAGUUAAAUCCUAUGAUUCCAACCAGUUGCCAUCAAAUGACCCUAUAGAGGAUACUAGGUGCGAAGCACAGUGCAAGAUGACACCAGGCUUAAUAAUGGGAGUAUUUGAUGGUCAUGGUGGUCCAGCAUGUGCACAAGUUGUGUCUAAAAGACUGUUCAAAUAUAUUGCUGCUGCACUCCUACCUCAAGAUCUAUUGCAAAACUAUAUUAAACAAGAACCUAGAGAAUUACUAAUUGACACGUUCAAUGACAGAGUAAGUGCUGAAAUCAUACAAGAUCUCAAAGUAAUCUAUGAUAAAAGUUUUAAUGAAUAUUUGGAUAAACUCUCAAAUUGUGCCAAAGAUGAAGUUGAUGUGAAGGUAUCCUUAGAAAAGGGCAUUAUGCAUUUAGACGAAGACCUAUCAAGAGAAGUUGUUGAACCAUUUAAAGAGAAUGGUACUCUUAAUCACAAGACACUUUCUGUCGCACUGUCGGGUGCUGUAGCUUGUGUGUCUUACAUAGAUGGGCCACAUAUGUACAUAGCAAAUGUAGGCGACUGUAAUGCUGUUGUAGGUACUAUGACUGAAGAUAAUGAAUGGAUAGCAAAAAAAAUUACAAAAGAGCAUAAUACCGAAAAUUUUGAUGAAUUAAAAAGAAUAUGGAAUGAACAUCCAGAGGAAGAGCGUAAAACUGUGAUACGAAGGGAUAGACUUUUAGGAGAGCUGGCACCAUUGCGCAGCUUAGGAGAUUAUAGGUACAAGUGGAAAGCUGAAAUCUUGUCGGAAGUGGCAGUACCUUUAAUUGGUCAAAAGGCCAUCCCUGCAAAUUAUUACACUCCACCAUAUCUUUCAGCUAAACCAGAUAUUUAUUAUCAUCGCUUAAUACCUAAGGAUAAAUUUUUGAUUAUUGCCUCCGAUGGUUUGUGGGAUAUGAUGACCCCCAUACAAGCAGUUAAACUUGUUGGAGAGCAUAUGAAAGGGAAGGUGUUUUUUAAUCCUCUUAAGCUUCCAAAAAAGAAUAUUCAGCUGGGUGAUAUAAAUGAAUUGCUGUUGCAUAGGAAGGAAAGUUUGAAAAGUAAACCAAAAGAUAGAAAUGCGGCUACACAUCUCAUUAGGCAUGCUAUAGGAGGUACUGAAUAUGGAGUAGACCACUCACGACUGGCCCAUUUGCUGAGCUUAUCAUCGGAUGUAAGUCGCAUGUUUAGAGAUGAUAUGACUGUAACCAUUGUAUACUUUGACUCUGAAUUUCUUAGGCAGUGUCCAGCGUAAAUUGAGAUGCAAUACAUAACUGAAAUUGGAUAAACAGUGCCUUGAAAUUUUAUAGUUAAGUCAGUUUCUAAUUAAUUUUUUGAACAGUGAUUGCCAUUGUUAGUAUACUUGUAUUGCUCUUAUUUAAUUUUAUGCAGUGUGAAUAAUUGAAAUUUAAUUAGUUGUUGCAGUUUUUAAGAUGUAUGUGUUAGUUAAAAAGCUGUUAAUAGGUCAUAUUUUGUGAUGUAAGCAAUAUGAUAAAUAGCAGCUAAAUAGAACAAUAUAACGUUUUGAAAUGCCAUAAUUUA
Molecule: messenger RNA, 2032 nt
Organism: Maniola jurtina (meadow brown)
Lineage: Eukaryota; Metazoa; Arthropoda; Insecta; Lepidoptera; Nymphalidae
Gene: Pdp
Product: pyruvate dehydrogenase [acetyl-transferring]-phosphatase 1, mitochondrial
Exons: 4
Coding region: 273-1745 (490 amino acids)
Biological process (GO): protein dephosphorylation
Molecular function (GO): cation binding; protein serine/threonine phosphatase activity
Source: RefSeq, a predicted model, not a curated record